AGCGAAAGGUUUCGAUAUUAUCUUGUCCGAUAGAGAGAGAAACCGAACAGAGAGAGAGAGAGAGGGCUGGAACAGUGGAAGGAGAGGAAGAACCGAAGGAGCGGAAGAUUUCGAUUCCCUUUGAAAGUUGAAACCCUAACCCUAGGAGGUGAAUAUGUUGAUGGGAGGUGGAGAUAACGAAACCCUAAGUCGGAUGACCAUGAUGUCAGCCAUGCCACUGCAACUGAACCCGGCGACGAUAUCCGGGGAGAUUCCGACGUCGAGCGUCUCGGCCAAGAAGGACGACAGGAUUCCCCAAUGGGGCCAUCAAGAAACCAGAGACUUCAUCGCGAUUCGUGCUGAGUUGGAGAGGGACUUCACCGUCGCGAAGCGAAAUAAGACCCUUUGGGAGAUUGUUGCCGCGAAAAUGAAGGAGAGAGGCUACAGGAGGAGUCCGGAUCAGUGCAAAUGCAAGUGGAAGAACCUUGUUAAUCGUUAUAAGGGGAAAGAAACAUCGGAUCCAGAGAAUGGGCGACAAUGCCCCUUUUUCGAGGAGCUGCACGCGGUGUUCACAGAACGAGCAAAGAACAUGCAGCGCUUACUCCUGGAAUCAGAGGCUAGCGCUGCCGGGCAAGCGAAGAAGAAGGUGAAGAGGCCGAGUGGUGAUCGAUCCUCCGAAGACUUAUCGGACGACGACAACGAGGAUGACGACGAUAGUGAAGAGGAGCGCCUCCCGAAGAGCACCCGGAAGAGAAAAGCCGAGAAGCGGGCAUUGGAUAAAUCGUCGUCAAGGACGGGCAUUAAUAGCAGUAGCAUACAAGAAAUGCUCCAGGAGUUCUUUGUGCAGCAGCAGAGGAUGGAGAUGCAAUGGAGAGAGAUGAUGGAGAGGAGGGCGCAGGAGAGGCAGAUGUUUGAGCGGGAAUGGCGGCAGUCCAUGGAGAAGCUGGAGAGGGAGAGGAUGCUUUUGGAGCAGGCGUGGAAGGAGAGGGAGGAGCAGAGGAGGAUGAGGGAAGAGAGCCGAGCUGAGAAGCGGGAUGCCCUGUUGACAUCUCUGUUAAACAAACUCCUCCAGGAAGAUCACCUCUGAAUUUCUGGUAGAGGGUAUGAGUAUUAAGUUUAUUCUGAAUGCCAUUAUUAUCCUAAAUAUAUGCAUUCCCCAAGUUCUAAGUUCUAACCGAAAGAAGAUAACUUAAGCUUGGUCUUCUUCUGCACAGAGACUGUAAAGAAGAGAGAAAGAGCAUAGGAAAAGGAAAUUGUAUACAGCAAAAGAUAGAGUUGUAACUGGGUUUGUAUACAAGAUGAAAAAGAAAAUAAGGAUGUUUUUGCUAAAUUUGAUUUGGACUAUUGGACUGCCUUUUUUUGUUUUUGGGUGGUGGGGGAUGUUUAUUGGUUUAUUUGUUAGUUUGUUUAUUUGUACAAGGAAGCGUUUGGCCGUUUGUGAUGGUUCAAGAACAGUUAAUAGUGGGAAUUAUGAUCACCUGCCCUGAA
This is a messenger RNA of Nelumbo nucifera (sacred lotus), 1467 nucleotides long. RefSeq names its product trihelix transcription factor GT-3b-like. NCBI's taxonomy places the organism in Eukaryota, Viridiplantae, Streptophyta, Magnoliopsida, Proteales, Nelumbonaceae. The record is from RefSeq and is a predicted model, not a curated record.